AUGCCAAACCAAGACUCAGAAAAUCGAACACAACAAGCCCCUGAUGUUCGGCAACCAGAUAUUUGGCAGCCGGUUGACGGCCCCCCGUCAGACCAUGGCAAAGCAGCAAAGGUCAUGCGCAAGAUCGCUAAUCUCUCCCAGAAAAGCGAUGGAAUAAUCAACGAUUUAUGUGAUGGCAUGAAAGACGCAAUGGAGGCUGACUCAAAGGAGGAAGGCGUCGACAUAGUCAAGUCUGCGUUUGACAUAACUGCGUUGUCCCAGACAGAAGUGCUACACUCCAGUCGCCUGUUCUUUAUCCUGCGCAACGUUAUGCGGAUUCUGGGAUUUGCAGUCAGAGGAGGAAAGACCAUCAUACCGCAUGUGAUGAAUCUUUUAUUUGAACCCGGCUGCCCAGAACUCGAAGAGGCUCUGGCAAUGUAUCGAAACUAUCGAAACUUGGUAAGCCCUACGGCCCAACCCGCGGAACGCGUAUUUCGCGAACAAGACCCGCAGGACACAGGCAGCGAGCCAGGAGUGCUCCAAAAUACAACACCGUCAACGCUCCCUGCAUCAGAAACGAGGCCCCGCAACAUGCCGCCGUUGAAUAUUGGGCACAAAUCUCCUGUACAGAAGUUCUCCCCAAGAGCACAGCCUCGCCCGGAAGGCUUGAAUUUCCGAGGAGCCGAAGCUUCCUCAUCCCCCCCCUCUGACCCCUCCCACUUCAACAACACGGCCUUCCAUCCGAAGUCCAUCGGCCCCAGGCCUCCGCAAGCCGAGAUACUUCAAAACUUCAGGCGUCUCGAAACAAACAGUAUGCCGCCAUGCUCGUCAAGGACAUGCCCAAGUUUUCAGGCACACCCCACUCUGGAGCAGACCUCGUUACUACCAAGGACAUGUUCAUGGCCGCGAUCUGGGAACAUCGUGUAA
This is a messenger RNA of Chondrus crispus (carragheen), 906 nucleotides long. RefSeq lists its product as hypothetical. The record is from RefSeq and is a predicted model, not a curated record. NCBI's taxonomy places the organism in Eukaryota, Rhodophyta, Florideophyceae, Gigartinales, Gigartinaceae. The transcript has a single exon. Bases 1 to 906 code for a protein of 301 amino acids.